Molecule: messenger RNA, 4118 nt
Organism: Eucalyptus grandis
Lineage: Eukaryota; Viridiplantae; Streptophyta; Magnoliopsida; Myrtales; Myrtaceae
Product: protein SMG7
Exons: 8
Coding region: 201-3329 (1042 amino acids)
Biological process (GO): nuclear-transcribed mRNA catabolic process, nonsense-mediated decay
Cellular component (GO): telomerase holoenzyme complex
Molecular function (GO): protein binding; telomerase RNA binding; telomeric repeat DNA binding
Source: RefSeq, a predicted model, not a curated record
CUAAGAGGACCGUAGAAAAGCCCUCCUCCUCGUUCCAUAAAAUCUCAGAUUCCUCGUCCUCGUCCUCGUCCUCGCUCGCUCUCUCUUUCUCUCUCAUCGCCGCGCCGGCCGCCGGUCCUCCCGCCCCUCCGAUCCGACCCCGCCGGCCUCCGCCGCGAGUCAGCAAACAAGAAGGCAAGCGGUGGUAAUGUGGAUGGAUAAUGAUCAUAAAGACGGAUAAUAUGCCUGCUCCAUCCUGGGAGCGUGCACAACGACUCUAUGAAAAGAACAUUGAGUUGGAUAAUAGGCGUCGGAAGUCUGCCCAGGCACGAAUUCCAUCUGACCCAAAUGUAUGGCAACAGAUGCGUGAGAACUAUGAAGCAAUAAUUCUUGAGGAUCAUACAUUUUCAGAGAAACACAAUAUCGAGCAUGCUCUAUGGCAAUUGCAUUACAAGAAAAUUGAGGAAUUGAGAGCACACUUCAGUGCUGCUCAAGCAUCUGCAAAUCCAAAUGCAUCAGUCAAUGGGAAAGGACCCUCCUCUCGUCCAGAUCGAAUAACGAAAAUAAGAUUGCAUUUUAAGAAUUUUCUUUCUGAAGCAACUGGGUUCUACCAUGAUUUGAUCUUGAAAAUCAGAUCAAAGUAUGGUCUUUCUCUUGGUUACUUCGCUGAGGAUGUAGACAGCAGACUUUUGUCCGAGAAAGAUGGAAAAAAUUCAGCGGAUGUAAAAAGGGUUUUGAUAUCUUGUCACCGUUGCUUGAUUUACUUGGGCGAUCUUGCACGCUACAAAGGUCUGUAUGGAGAGCCUGACUCAAAAUCUCGUGAGUAUGCAGCAGCUUCAAGUUAUUAUCUCCAAGCUGCAUCUCUUUGGCCAUCUAUUGGGAAUCCCCAUCAUCAGCUGGCGAUUUUAGCUUCUUAUUCUGGGGAUGAUUUGCUUACUGUGUACCGAUAUUUCCGGAGUUUGGCUGUCGACAGCCCAUGUUCUACUGCAAGGGACAACUUGAUUGUUGCCUUUGAAAAGAAUCGUCAAAGUUUCUCUCUACUGCAUGGGGAUGCUAAAAGUUCUAUGGUCCGGUCUGCUGGAAAAGUGAGAGGACAGCAAGCCAAGCUUGCAUCUAGAGAUGCUGAAGCUGCAACUUUCAAAGAAAGUAAUUCCAACACCCAUGAUACCUACAACUCACUUUGCAUCCACUUUGUCCGUCUAAAUGGGAUUCUGUUCACUCGAACAAGCUCGGAGACCUUCGUGGAAGUCCUCUCUUCGGUUGUCACUGGUUUAUGUGAUCUUAUGUCUUCUGGGCCAGAAGAAGAGAUGAGUUUUGGCAAUGAUGCUGUUGAGAAUGGUCUUUUCUUUAUCAGGCUUGUGUCUAUCCUUAUAUAUACUAUUCAUAAUGUGAAACGCGAGAGUGAAGGCCAGAGUUAUGCAGAAAUUGUUCAGCGUGCUGUACUCCUUCAGAAUGCAUUGACUGCGGUUUUUGACAUCAUGGGACUAGUUAUGGAGAGAUGCGAACAAGUUCGUGAUCCUUCUUUGAGUUACCUCUUACCUGGCAUUUUGGUCUUUGUGGAAUGGUUGGCAUCUUAUCCUGAUGUUGCCAUGGGUGGCGAUGUUGAUGAGAAGCAGGCAACUGUUAGAUCAAAUUUGUGGAUUCAUUACGUCUCUCUUAUGAAUAAGCUUUUGUCGAUCGGGUCGAUGUCCAUAGAUGACUGUGAUGAUGAAAGUUGCUUUGAUAACAUGAGCAGAUAUGAAGAAGGGGAAACUGGAAACCGCCUUGCUUUGUGGGAAGAUUUUGAGUUGAGAGGAUUUCUGCCGCUUGUUCCUGCACAAACCAUUUUGGACUUUUCAAGAAAGCAUUCUUUUGGAAGUGAAGGGAUCAAGGAAAAGAAUGCUCGUGUUAAAAGAACUCUUGCAGCUGGGAAAGUGCUUGUAGGAGGGGUUAAAAUCAAUAACAAAACAGUUUGGUAUGACUCAAAGGCUAAGAAAUUUGUCGUUGGCGUUGAGAGUCAACUGUCAGCAGAGGAUAUUCAUCCUCCUGAUUCUACUGUGCCUAAGGCAAAUGACAUGUUGCUAGAAAAUGGAGCACAAAUGGCUGUGAAAACGGAGGAGUUCCAGUCGAAUUCUCAGCUAUAUGUGGAGGGGGAAGAGGAGGAUGAAGAGAUUGUUUUUAAGCCGACGGCAGCAGAGAAGCAAACAGAUACUGCUGUUCAAUAUAUGGUCUCUUCUAAGAUGUUGGAGCCACAGAAAAAUGCCUUUGGAAAUGAUCAACCCUUUCCAGUUUUUAAGCCAACAGCAGCAGAGAAGCAAACAGAUACUGCUGUUCAAUAUAUGGUCUCUUCUAAGAUGUUGGAGCCACAGAAAAAUGCCUUUGGAAAUGAUCAACCCUUUCCAGUUUUUAAGCCAACAGCAGCAGAGAAGCAAACAGAUACUGCUGUUCAAUAUAUGGUCUCUUCUAAGAUGUUGGAGCCACAGAAAAAUGCCUUUGGAAAUGAUCAACCCUUUCCAGUUGCUUCUAUGGCAGCGCCUCCUGAUAACUCUCUGCAUUUGACCUCUUCAGAUGCUUUUUCAUGGAACCCCAUUUCUGCUGGUAAUCUACAGCCUAUCACAUCUCAUACUUCAAAUUGGUUGACAGAAGAAACUAUGCUGUCUAAUGGCUUCAAAGAUCUAAAGAUGCUGGAGAAAGGGCAUCUGGCGCAUUCUGAGAUCAAUGAGAAUGCCACCAACUUUUUCCCUGCCGUUAAUUCAUUUCCGAUCAGACAGUCUGCUACUAGUAGCGACAGCUUGUUUUUGAAUCAGGCAAAUGCUCCAGAUGCCAUGGUUCCUUCACCCAUAUAUAAUUCUUUCAUGUCUUCUGGAGUUAAUGUUGAUGCUUUGGCUGUGAAGCCAUCAUCUACUUCUCCUGUAGUUUUAAAAAAGAAACCAGUUGCUAGGCCACUCAGACAUCUUGGCCCUCCUCCUGGUUUUAAUGCUGUUCCUAAGCAGGCCAAUGGACCCUUUUCUGGAUUAGACUUGACCCAUCAGAACCAAAUGUUGGAUGAUUAUAGCUGGUUGGAUGGGUAUCAGAUGUCUUCCGGAUUCAGGGGCCUAGUGAACAAUUCCAAUAGUUAUUCAUCUUUUGCAAACUUACCACCCAUUAGUGGCAGUGCUGCUUCAAUUGGGACCGUUAGCUUCCCGUUUCCGGGAAAGCAAGUUCCAUCAGUCCACCAAAUGGAAAUUCAUAAAGGCUGGUAUGAUCACGAGACUCUGGAUCAUCAGAAGCAGAUGCAGCAACCUCAGCAAAUAAUUAAUGGGAACCCACAGCUCGGUCCUUUGCCAGAGCAGUACCAAGGAUCAGUCUGGCCAGAUCAUCAUUUUGUGUGAGAUCAAUGUGACGGCAUGUUGCGGAAUGAUAUUGGUGAGACCCUCCUGCCAUAUCAAGCUCCAGUUAGGCGGAUCUAUCAAUGCUAAGUUUGUAUUGGAGUGUGGAUGGCCUUGGCUUUUAGAUUGGAAGUUCUACUUAGCAAUUGGACAGGUAAGCCAAUCUUUGAAGCUCAGGAGGAAAUCUUGGGAAGUUGGACAAUUUUAUAAUGCCAGGUUCGUAAGCAGCUAGCUGCUUCUUCUGGUAACCCUGGUCAAGAUAUGUUGGGUACUGAGAUCAUUAAUUGUUGGGGAUUGUUAUUAUAUCUGAAUGAUGGAAUGUGGAUGGCAUGCUCUCUGUUCUUCUGGGCUGUCACCGUGAUGAGUUUGGGCAUCAAGCAUCGGCAAUUUGCAAUGGGGGAUGCAUUUUGGUGGACCAGCUUGUCAGCAAUUUGAGAGCUCCAGUCAAGACUUUGGCACUGUCCGGCUGAUGCCGGGUGGUAUCUGAUGAGAAUAAUCCCAUGGAGAGCUAUGUGAUGGGGUCGAGUCUGAGUAAUGGAUAGACAAUGUGUCUGGAACCGAGUAUCUGCAUUUCUGUAUUUGCUUUAGUGGUUUGAAGAACUGAAAUAGAAGCCUUAGUUUGUCUUGUCUUUGUUGAAGUCCAGGUUGAGCUUCAGCACAAUAAAGUCCCCGUACUUUCCUUCUUUUUAGUGUCGGCGCAUCUGUCUGCGUCAUGCUUUUUCUAUCGACGUAUCUAUAUAUAUUGUCACACAAUUGGUUAGACAUAUGGAUUGUUUCAUGUUGAUUUGAUAC